Messenger RNA from Raphanus sativus (radish), 1465 nucleotides. RefSeq lists its product as uncharacterized. The transcript is spliced from 2 exons. NCBI's taxonomy places the organism in Eukaryota, Viridiplantae, Streptophyta, Magnoliopsida, Brassicales, Brassicaceae. The coding region runs from base 39 to 1418 and encodes 459 amino acids. The record is from RefSeq and is a predicted model, not a curated record.
CUGAAACGUACGAUGUUUCAUGUAAAGAAAACUUCCAAAUGCGGGCAGUACUUAUGUGGACAAUAAGUGAUUUCCCAGCAUAUGGUAUGUUAUCUGGAUGGACAACACAUGGAAGGCUAUCAUGUCCAUAUUGUCAAGAUAACACUGAUGCUUUCCAACUAAAACAUGGAAGGAAAACGUGUUGGUUUGACUGUCACAGGAGAUUCCUACCACCAGAUCAUCCAUAUCGCAGGAGUAGGAAUUUAUUUACGAAGAACAAGAGGGUGUUUGAUGAUCCAACACCGGAAAUCAGUGGGAGAGAAAUGUUGACACAACUAAGAGAUUUUGGUGCAGAAAGGACCCCAGACGUGGGUGGACAUGUGCAUUAUCCGGUAGAUGCUGUUGGAGAUCUACAUAACUGGCACAAAAAGAGUAUUUUCUGGGAUCUGCCAUACUGGAAGGAUCAUCUGCUGAGGCAUAAUUUAGAUGUCAUGCAUAUUGAGAAGAACUUUUUCGACAACCUGAUGAACACGAUCCUUAACGUUCAAGGUAAAACCAAGGAUAAUUUGAAGUCAAGACUGGAUUUAGUCGAUAUAUGUGCUCGUGAAGAACUUCAUGUUGAUGAGAAUGGCAGGGCUCCUUUUCCCAUAUACCGACUUGAUGCAGCGGCCAAAGAUGCGUUCUUUGAUUGGAUUUCAAAGGAUGUGGAAUUUCCAGACGGUUAUGCAUCUAAUUUGGGUAACUGUGUCGACAGAAGGGAAGGAAAGUUUACCGGCUUAAAGAGUCACGAUUGCCAUGUAAUGAUGCAGCGCCUCCUUCCGUUCGCCUUCAAGGAACUAUUACCAAAGAAUGUUUAUGAAGCAGUUGCCGGGAUAAGUGCUUUCUUCCGAGAUUUAUGCACGAGAUCAGUUACUCCUGAAUGUAUUGAAAACUUGAAGACUAACAUAGCCGUGAUUAAGUGCAACCUUGAGAAGAUAUUUCCUCCUUCAUUUUUUGAUGUUAUGGAGCAUCUUGUUAUUCACCUGCCAAGAGAAUUGGAACUUGGUGGUCCUGUUCAGUAUAGAUGGAUGUAUCUGUAUGAGCGGUAUAUGUUUCAUCUAAAGAAAAUGGUGAAAAAUUUAAGUAGGGUAGAAGGUUCUAUAGUGGCACAGUUUAUCAGAGCAGAAACUUCAAACUUUGCGGAGCACUACUUUCCAGGAGAAGUGCAGACGAAAAGCAGAAAACCCGCUCGGCAUGAUGAUAGAGGCGAAAGGGCAACAUAUUAUGUUACGGUUCCAGACAUCUUCACAGAUGUUGGACGACUCAGCGGAAAACCAAAGAACCGUCAACUUACUGAAGAGGAGCACAGUCAAUUGCAAAUAUAUUUGCUCACCAACUGCGAAGAUGUUUUUCAAUACGAGAGCGGUUCGAAUAUAGACACGCCACAGAGGAGGAACUAGAAGCACUGAAGAUGAGAGAAUUUGCUGGAUGGAUGCGUACUUAUGUG